Molecule: messenger RNA, 1599 nt
Organism: Episyrphus balteatus (marmalade hoverfly)
Lineage: Eukaryota; Metazoa; Arthropoda; Insecta; Diptera; Syrphidae
Exons: 2
Coding region: 174-1199 (341 amino acids)
Source: RefSeq, a predicted model, not a curated record
AUUUUGUUGCAGAGUUUUAGGAGGAAAAAUCUGUUUUUAGAAAUAUUGUUGCCUUUGAGAAGUCUCAAACGUCUAUAAAUAGACUUGAGUUCUCUUCAAUUUAUUUUUUUAUUCCUUUUACAACCUGCUCAAAGCAAUACCUGGGAGACGAAACUUUUUAUUUGCUCAUAAAAAUGUAUAUAUUAAUCAAAUUAAAUUCUAUUUUUAGACGACCUGGAUACCGCAAUCGAAUUGGACAGCAACGCCCCAACCGAUAUCGUCAGCCUCAAGAACCAAAAGAAGAAGAUGAAAAAGAAUCAACGGGAAGCAGUUUCAUGAGUUUCUUUCAAAAAGCCAAAACAUUUUAUGACAUUUUCCAAGCAAUGAAUUCGGCUUGGAAAACAGUCGAAGACCGAUAUCGUAAAAAUAACCCACACCAAAACCAAUCACAAACACAAAACCAUGCAAACCAUGCAAACCAUGAAUCGGUAAACAACAAGAUGAACCCCAAAAGACUGCGAACUACCAAGGCACCAAUAAUAAUUACACCUUCGAAUGUGGAGGAAGACCAACAACAACAACAACAACAAGAGCAACAGGAUACAUCACAGGAAAAGGACGAAUAUCGUUCACGUCGUUCAUGGUUGAAAGAAACUACCGUUAAUGACAACAAGGAAUCAACAUACGACAACGAGGAUGACGAUGAUGAUGAUGACAACUCCCAAAUUACUGAAUCAGAUUCAUCUGCAUCCGGAGCUACGUCAUCGUCAUCAUCCUCGACCGCAGUUGCGGAAGGACGCUACAUUAAGGGUGACCCCCUUAAAGGUUACUAUGAUUUUGUAAUAACCGAGGGUUCCUAUAAAUUCUGGGCUGUAUUUCAGGUUGGAACAGCGCUUUUAAUUAUUUAUUCAACAUUUGCGGCAAUUUAUUACUCGAAAGUUAAUCCCUUGGUAAGCGACUACGACUAUGUCGACUAUCUCGGCGGUGGACGUUCCCUAUCCGACGAUUCCGAUUUUGUUGAUAUGGAUGCACCGCUGCCACCAUCAAUGGCAGCAGAUAGUGAACAAAUAUCGUCCUCGAUGCCAGAGGGUGUCUCUAGGAGCCGACAACAAGACCAAUCUACUGCUAGUGCACCAGGUUGGAUUGGUUGGCUUCCACAUGCUGGACACACGUUACGAUUUAUUCUCGAAUCAAUAGAUAAAGUAUAUAAUGAGGACUAAAACCGAAAUAACAUGACCCAAAAAAAAAAAAAAAAUUAAAUAAAACAGGAUAAAAGUGCCACAAUCGAGUUUCUCGUGAACCUCAGGACAACUAUACACUCUGUGUGUAUUUCUAAGCAUCGCUUUUGGGAAUCGAAAUGGACAUUUUAGUUUUUUUGUUCAAGCAUAGAAUUACCUUUGGUACUAUAUAUGCAAUUCAAGUUUGGAAUUUUCAUUUCGAAAAGUGCUAGUUUUUUAGGAAUAAAAGCAAAAUAGAUAUAAGUUUGUACUAAAAAAAAAAAAAUAUUCAGCUGUCAAGUCACGAGGGACAUAGAUUGCUUGUUAAAAAGGUUUAUGCAAAACGAUUUUAUAUACAAAAAAAUAUACCACAGUAAAUUUAAAAUUUUUGAGAGUUUUUUUU